This is a messenger RNA of Schistocerca serialis cubense, 3791 nucleotides long. RefSeq lists its product as uncharacterized. NCBI's taxonomy places the organism in Eukaryota, Metazoa, Arthropoda, Insecta, Orthoptera, Acrididae. The transcript has 8 exons. The coding region runs from base 30 to 920 and encodes 296 amino acids. The record is from RefSeq and is a predicted model, not a curated record.
CCGCCGACGGGAGCCGAGCGGAGCCAUGCAUGGCGCGACCGUGCUGCCGCCUGGUGCCGGCCGCGGCGGCAGCAGCCGUCUACGCUCUGGUGGCAUACAUUGUGGCCUUCACCAUUGAGCUGUGGUGGAUUCUGGAUGCUGAAGUUCGCCUACCUGCACCAGCAUAUCUUCUGUGUGCAGCUUACCUCCUGUCUUUCAUCCUAGCUGCUGUACUGCUCCAUGGUCUGACAGCAAAACGUUCUCCAUUAUUGCUGGUAUGGCUUUUUACUGCAGUAAUUUUGGCGCUUCCUGAGGCUGGACUUGUUUUGUUUCUCAGUCUCUAUUUCUGGCAGCUGACGUCAUUGAAUGGAAUGACAGAACUGGUCUUCUGGAUCUGUCGCCUAAUUUGCAAUGUGGGUGAAGUUGGCUGUGUUAGAGCCCUCUAUCGAUGCUGGCGUGAAGAGAAGCACCUUCUCCGAACGCUUCAGCAGUUACAUACUGCUUCGAGUCAAGGGAUACAAAAUGCUGCAUUUAUGGGUUCAGGUUCACUUGCGCCAUCUCCAAGGGCACCACACAGGGCAGUGGUCCCAGUGAGACAAGCUGUUCCUCUGCACCUUCCCCUAGGCUCAGGCAGUGAAUUUAACGCCUCCACUUUUCAUACAGCUCUGCAAAGACAUUGGGCUGUGAACCCCACUCAGGUGCUACCUCAAAGGCCACCACGGCUAACACGGACUAGAUCAAUGGUGGAUAUAAGGACUUGGCAAGGGUCAGCCAGCAAUGGCCUUGUGAGAUCACAUUCACUUUUAGACCUGCGGAACAUAGAACUUGCUUCAAACCGACAGUGGCAUCCACGAAUGGGUCCCGGUGUCAUGCAUGGUAGCAGGCCGUCACUGGCAGAUUCUAUAGAUGGUGCACAUCGACUACGUGAUGUGGCACUUUGACUGAUUAUAUUCCAUUUCGAUAUGUGAAUUUAUGCAGAACUACAUGAAAUAUUUAUAAUGACAGAAUGAAAUGCAAUUACAUUAAUGUACCUUUUCUGGUGCUACAGGCUGACAUACAUUUCAGAUAAUGAUUUUUGUACUUGUCUAAAUGUACAAAAUUUAAAGAUGAUAAUAGUUCUAUAUCAAGAACUGGUUAAAGAAAUUAAGAUCCCAAGGAAGGAUGUCUUAAUUAUCUGUUAGACAUAGGCAGCAUCACCACAGAAUUCAUAAUAUUCUCUCUCUCUCUCUCUCUCUCUCUCUCUCUCUCUCUCACACACACACACACACACACACACAUACACAGGAGGAUGAGGAAGAUGAUGUUAGGAGGAAACGAUACAAUUUUUCUUCUCUUGUGUUGGUAUUCAAAGCUAAGGUGCACACAUAAUAAAUAAUUAGAGGCACCAUGGUUUACUAGUCUUGUCCGCCAUAUAUACUGAGUAAAUAAACGUCUCUGGAUUUUAAUUUUUUAUUCAUUUGUGUUGCCUGUCGCACCAGAGAACAAGAACGUCACAUCUGCCAAUGACAAUAAAUUCUAUUAUUGUAUGUUGUGAAUCCUGUUACUAUGAUUUUGCUUAGAAAUCUUUGUAAUAUAUUAAGUCAGUAACGCUUAGGGAAAAAAAUCUUGCAUCUCUGAAUAAGGAUUAAUUAUGGUACUAUCCCUAAACUAGUCUGUAUCUCAUCAGAGAAUGUUAAAUUUAAUUUUGUACUACCAGGGUUGCCACAAGUUCUGAGAAUCAGGGAAUUUAUGAUAUAUUAGAGAAAUCAUGGAAAUAUUAGAGAAAUUUGAAAAAAAAAAACACUGGAAAGAUUUUGUUUCUGUCUAAGUAGUCCGCCCCGGUAGCUGAGUGGUCAGCAUGACAGACUGUCAAUCCUAAGGGCCCGGGUUCGAUUCCCGGCUGGGUCGGAAAUUUUCUCUGCCCAGGGACUGGGUGUUGUGUUGUCCUAAUCAUCAUCAUUUCAUCCCCAUCGACGCGCAGGUCGCCGAAGUGGCGUCAAAUUGAAAGAGCUGCACCAGGCGAACGGUAUACCCGACGGGAGGCCCUAACCACACGACAUUUCCAUUUCCAUUUCUGUCUAAGUAGAUGAAAUGAUUUGUUUACCAAGAUGUCAUGUAUUGUCGCUGGCUUGGUGCGGCUGAGUACAAGUGACGCUUCCCUACUCCCUCAUUCUUACUGCUUCUCCCCUUUUUAACACUACCCUCAGCUUGCAGUCAGUGCUGCCACCACUUUUUGUCAUUCGCCUAGCAGCUGCCAACUAGAGGCAGGGAGGCAUGAAGAGCGGUUUCUUUGGAUCUGAUUCUCAGGGACUGUUGACACAGUGGCCGGAGACACUGGUCACGUGUGCAUGAGUUGUAUCUGUGUGUGUGUGUGUGUGUGUGUGUGUGUGUGUGUGUGUGUGUGUGUGUGUGUGUGUUUGCGUGCGCGCGCGCGCUCUUGUUUUCUGACAAACACAAUGGCCAAAAAUUUAGUUGUGAGAGUGUGAUUACCUUUUCUACAUGCUUGUCUGUGGCUCAGCGAUCAUCUUUACAGUGAGUUGCUACCUAUCCUCAUUGGUAUUGAUUCUCGGAGUAAUCAUGCAAGGUAUCUGUUUCAUGGAUUGAUCUCCAUGGUCUCAUUUCAUCAACAUGGUGUCUGUGAACGUGAAUAGCUGGCCACGUGAGUGGAAUUCCAUGACGGGUCAAAAUCACAGGCCAUUUCUGUGGGUAUCUAAUGGAUCGGGCCUGCCGAUCUGAAGCCUAUUGUUUUCUACUAAUGUGCAGUCCGUGCCCAUUGAAUUUAGUCUCAUCAAUCUGCCUGUAGGCCAGGUGUGGCAUAAUGUGGCAGAUUUUCGUGAUUUAUCUAUGGACCCAGGACGGCGGUGCUCCUUGGCAUGCGAUGCCACGGGCGAUGUAUUUCAGAAAUUGUAACUGUCUCACAAGUACAUUGUAUCGUGCAGUGUUUUAUAGAAAUUUUACUUAUUCUAGUACAUUUUGGCACUUCAAAAGUAGUUUAUAUAUUAGAAAGUACGGAUGAUAGGAAGAAAAUUUUGGCAGUCGCUGGCAGUUUGUAUACUAUGUACUCAUGUAUUUCUUGAAAGAAAAAUCACACAAUAUCUGUAAAAUAUGACACAGUGGGUAAUAACCAACAAUAACGAACAUAGUGGAACCAACAUCUUAUUGAUGAUAGUGUUGGUUUUCAAAACUUUCGCCCACCUUGUACACUUCUUUCAAGAGGACUACUACUUUCUGAGGUUAUUUCUGAAAUCAGUGAAGGUAUUUUAAAUGUAUCUUGUGACUCCAAUGGAAUGCAUAUUUUUGUCACCAAAUGUGUUUUGUUUUUUGAAAUAAAAUAACAUCAGUGGUUUUAAUGAAACGUAUAUGCCAUUUACCUUGCUUUCUCCAUCUAGAAACAGUUCAUUACAAAAGAUGUUGAUGUUUACUUAAGAUUUUUGCUCACAAGUUUAUAAAUACAGAAGUCCUUAUUUUUAUUUAUUUAUUUAUUUUUUUUUUGUCAACUUAUGUCUUGACUUAGUCUUGCGCUCUCAAAAUUUGUCAGGGAAAAGUGCUAAAACUCGUUUGAAAAUCAGUGAAAUAUCAGAGAAUUUCCCUAAGGGAAACUUGUGGCAACCCUGACUAAACAUUGCAGAAUGUUACAAGCUGCUGUUGACGUUCUGGAAAUCUGGCUCACAUUAUCACUUCAUAGUGCAACCACAUACUGCUGUCUACCAAUGAUUAAUAGUCAUUAAGGAAAUCAAUUUGGAGUGUACUGUAUAUUUUUGUAAUGCAUAUGUUGUUGAUGAUUUUUAUAUUUGUUUUGUUGUACAGAAAAGUUUACAUGAUUUGAAAGAUAA